Messenger RNA from Helobdella robusta, 945 nucleotides. RefSeq lists its product as hypothetical. Gene Ontology annotation, biological process: arginyl-tRNA aminoacylation; mitochondrial translation. The record is from RefSeq and is a predicted model, not a curated record. The transcript has 9 exons. Gene Ontology annotation, cellular component: mitochondrion. Bases 1 to 945 code for a protein of 314 amino acids. Gene Ontology annotation, molecular function: arginine-tRNA ligase activity; ATP binding. NCBI's taxonomy places the organism in Eukaryota, Metazoa, Annelida, Clitellata, Rhynchobdellida, Glossiphoniidae.
AUGGAUGCAGGGUACAUAGCUGAAGGCUUCAAGAGGUUUGGCUGCAAGGAGAACCUCAACGAAGAACCAUUGCAUCAUCUUCUUAAUGUGUACGUGAGGAUACACCAGCAAUCACAAACUGAUCCGUCCAUCCACCAAGAUGCCAUGAAUUUCUUCAAAAGACUUGAAGAGGGUGAUGCAGAAGCGAGAAAGUUCUGGCGGAUGUGUCGGGAUGUCAGUUUUUCAGAGUACCAAUCCAUGUACAAGAAACUGGACGUUAAUUUUGACGUGACACAUUGCGAGUCCAUGUACUCGAAGGAAUGUGGCAGCAUCAUUGAGGAGCUGAAGAGUAAAAACUUCCUUCUAUUCAGAGAUGGCGUGGGUUAUGUGGAUCUUUCAACGGCUGGUGACCACCGGCAGCAGAACAUGCAUGCACCGCUCCUCAAAAGUGAUGGUUCCUCUCUCUACCUCACCAGGGACCUGGCCUCAGCACAGCAUCGACGCAAGGAGUUCCAGGCCCACAAGCUCUAUUAUGUGGUUGAGAACGGUCAGCAGCAGCACUUCAAGUUGCUGAGCAGAUGCCUGGAGAAGUGUUUCGAUGUGCGGUUGAACGAGGACAUGCACGUGAAGUUCGGCAGGGUGGAAGGCAUGAGCACCAGGAAGGGAAGUGCUGUGUUUCUCAGUGACCUCAUUCGACAUGCCAGAUCAACGGUUAAGGAGAGAAUGCAGGCUAGAUCAACCACAAAAGUGACUGUUGAAGAAGAUGUGGACGCUGUGGCUGAUGCGCUUGCAGUUUGUGGAGUGGUGGUGUUCGAUCUGAAGCAGUCGCGCAUGAACAAUUACAAGUUUGAUUGGGACGAGGCUCUGAACUUCAACGGAGACACGGGCAUCUUCCUUCAGUACACACAUGCCAGACUGAACAGUAGCCUGCUCUUGAAUAUACAACUGUUCAAAGCAGAAAUUUAG